GACUGCGCAUUCUCUUGUCGUUUAGCCUAGACAGUGAUACCAAGAGAAGUUUACUAAGGCUGGAAAUACCUAUUUGUUUUGUUAAUUUGACUCUACAAAUGAGAGUGCCAGAGAAUGUUUUGUUGUUCUUUCAUAUCCCCAUAGCAGUAACCGCGAGGACCAAUGGGGAUUGCUGUAUUUAUGCUCCUGAUUCUUCGGCAUUGGAUCAACAACGUGGAGGGAACAUGUUCGGUUGGCAGCGCAGUGACUUGUGACGAGUGUCUCCAGCUGGGUCCCCACUGUGCAUGGUGCACACAAGAGAAUUUCACAGACUCGUUUUUAAUUAGUGAGCGAUGUGACACGCCGGACGUCCUCCUAGGGAGAGGCUGUCCCCAGGACCAGGUGGAAUUUCCUGUGACCAACUCCGAGGUCCUCCGGGACCAGCCUCUCGGGAAGAAGACGGGGAAUACCAACAGCACCCAGAUUUCACCACAGAAGAUGGCCCUCAAACUCAGAACUGGCAGUGAGGUGACCUUCCAGAUCAGUGUGCAGCAGACAGAGGACUACCCUGUAGACAUCUACUACCUGAUGGACCUCUCAGCCUCCAUGAUUGACGACCUGGAGAUGAUUAAAGACUUGGGCUCCACCCUGUCCAAAGAGAUGGCAAAGCUCACCAGUAAAUUCAGACUUGGAUUCGGGUCCUUCGUUGAGAAACCAGUCCUCCCGUUCAUUAAGAUCACUCCUGGAGAGCUGGAGAACCCUUGUAGGAGUGUGGAUGAGAGCUGUCUGCCAACGUUUGGAUACAAACACAUCCUACCUCUCACCAGCAGCACAGAGAAGUUCAACAAUAUCAUCACCAACCAGCGUGUGUCUGCCAACAUCGACCUGCCGGAGUGUGGCUUCGAUGCCAUUAUGCAGGCUGCUGUCUGUGGGGACAAGAUAGGCUGGAGGAACGACUCCAUGCGUCUGCUGGUGUUUGUGAGCGACGCCGACUCUCACUUUGGGAUGGACAGCAAGAUGUCAGGCAUCGUUGUCCCUAACGACGGGGAGUGCCAUCUGGACAGCAACAAUGAAUACUCUAUGGCUGCCCAUCUCGAAUACCCAACUCUGGGACAGCUGAUGGAUAAACUGGUGGACAACAAUAUCCUGCUUAUAUUCGCUGUGACGGAAAAUCAGAAACACAACUACGAGAACUAUGCAAGUUUCAUACCUGGUGCCACGGUGGGGGUUCUGGAAUCAGAUUCAAGGAACAUCCUGGAACUGAUUGUGACGGCGUAUAAAGAGCUGCGGUCUGAGAUAGAGCUGGAGGUACUAGGAGACACGGAGGAUCUACAGAUCUCCUUCACAGCGAUCUGUCAGGAUGGGACGGUACUACCUGGACAGAAACGAUGCUCCAACGUCAAAGCUGGAGACACGGUCUCCUUCAACGUGACUGUAGAACUCUCUGAGUGUCUCGACGGUCCCCAGCGUUUCCUCAUCAAACCGGUGGGCUUUCAGGACCCCCUGGAGAUAGACCUGGAGUCCCUGUGCUCCUGUGCCUGUCAGCAGACCCCCGAGCCCAACAGCAGCCACUGCAGUCUGGGCCGGGGAUCUCUGGAGUGUGGCUCCUGUCUGUGUGAUCCCGGGUACAUGGGUUCCAAGUGUGAGUGUACGGAGGAGAGCGUCCAGAGCAGUAACUGCAAGGAAAGUGGCGCUCUGGAGUCCUGUGGCGGGCAAGGGGAGUGUUACUGCGGCCAGUGUGUGUGUCACCCGUCUAGUUUCGGACGCGUCUACGGGGCCUACUGCGAGUGUGACGACUUCUCGUGUGUGAGGUUCCGAGGGGUCCUCUGUGGAGGUCACGGGGACUGUGACUGCGGCGAGUGUGUGUGUCAGAGCGGCUGGACGGGGGAGUACUGUAACUGCAGCAGCAGCAGGGACACGUGUGUGUCGGAGGACGGAGCGCUGUGCAGCGGACGGGGGAAGUGUGUGUGCGGGAAGUGUGUGUGUUCCAUGCCCGGAGCCUCUGGAGACACCUGUGAAAAGUGCCCUACCUGUGGAGACUCCUGUAGCUCUGCUAGGACCUGUGUGGAGUGUCAUCUACAAGCAGAAGACGAGGCCACAGAGGAGUGUGUCCAAAGGUGCAGCAUCCCUCACGUCUUCGUCAACAAUUCCACAGAAUACGAUGAGAGCCGGUCCACGCUGUGUACCCUAAAGAGUGAGAACAACUGCUUCAUCUCUUUCAGUGUGGUGGCUGAAGACGCAGGGAGUACUGUGUAUAAUCUAAAGAUGUACGACUGUCCUGAGCCCCCCAACAUAGCUAUGAUUGUACUGGGGGUCUCUCUGUCCAUCCUCACCAUCGGCCUCAUCCUGCUGGGGGUGUGGAAGCUGUUGAUCUCAGUCCACGACCGCAAUGAGGUCGCCAAGUUUGAGGCCGAGAGGGCAAAGGCUAAAUGGCAGUCGGGUACAAACCCUCUGUUUAGAAGCUCGACAUCAACGUUUAAAAAUGUAACUUAUAAAAGUGCAGGGGGACCGAAAGUUGAUAUUCAUUCAAUGGAUGGCUGCUGAUGGUGACAUCAGUGUGUGUGUGUGUGUGCGUGUGCAUGUGUGUGUGUGGUGUAAGGACAAAUUGUAAACACCUGUGUGGCUCAGUGUGGCUCAGUCGGUAGAGCAUGGCGCUUGCAACGCCAAGCGUCGUGGGUUCGAUUCCCGCUGGGGCCACCCAUAUGUAAAAAGUAGUGGCCCCAGCCGACUUGUAAGUCGCUUUGGACAAAAGCGUCUGCUAAAUGGGAUAUAUUAUUAUAUUAUUAUAUAUUAAACACCACAAUGUACAACAUUGUAUCACUCCAAAAGGUCUGGAUCUUCUUCAGGGAUGCUAUCUCAUAUCAGCAGACAGAAAAUAGAAUGUCUAGCUAUGAAUCAUCUCUAAAUGAAUGACUUUGAUUUUGCUGCUCUCUGGUACAAACACUCUGCUGAACUGAACACUGGAUUUUCCCAUUUAGAUUGUUACAGAUUUAGGAUCUUAAUUUGAUCACCCCGUUGCAGGAGAACUUUCCUGCAAUGCAGGAAAUGUCAGAAUUGUUGUGUAUUUGAGGUUUAAAAAGGUUUCUGAAGUUUGUAAUUUCCGCUUUGAAAUUUCAGACUUGAUUUUCCCCUACAAAAAAUAUGUAAACCUCUACAACAAUAUCCAUGUGUAAUUCACAUAAUUAUUUACAUUUCUGGUUUCUGCAGGAUUAUUUUCCUGCUGUAGCAAACUGGCUCAAAUUAUGAUUCUACAUCUUUACUUUUUUUUGAUAGAUUUUGGUUUGGGACAAAGGAAGCCUAAACCUGAGAACAAACUGAGUAGGCUUGAUACUACUGCAAUAAUGUUUCAUGUUUUUUGUGUUAUAAAAGUUUUGUUUGGGGUUUUGAAUCGAGGCUGAGCCUUGAAUGAUGUAAUCUUGAUUGGAAUCAUUUUGAGGAGAAUAAUGGAUUAACUUCAAUGUAAGGCGCAAAAAUAAAGUUGAACUUUUGAGUUGUUGCCACUUCA
Oncorhynchus masou masou (cherry salmon) is the source of this 3484-nucleotide messenger RNA. Its product is annotated as integrin beta-6-like. The transcript is spliced from 15 exons. NCBI's taxonomy places the organism in Eukaryota, Metazoa, Chordata, Actinopteri, Salmoniformes, Salmonidae. Gene Ontology annotation, biological process: cell migration; cell adhesion mediated by integrin; cell-matrix adhesion. Bases 163 to 2523 code for a protein of 786 amino acids. The record is from RefSeq and is a predicted model, not a curated record. Gene Ontology annotation, molecular function: integrin binding. Gene Ontology annotation, cellular component: integrin alphav-beta6 complex; focal adhesion; cell surface.